UGUCUCCUCUUGCAUGUUACUCCCUUACUCACUUGCAGCUUGAACAUGCUAGUGGCUUCAGGCAGUCAGCUUUUGCUUGUGCUCCUUGGGAUAACAUAUCUUAGAGAAAGCAGCUCUACGCCGCUCUUUGUACAACAAGGUUCUAAAUGUGGGCAGAAACUCCAGGAUGCAAAUCCGUGGCACACCUAUGGCUAUCUCUCUAGGAUUGUUGGUGGGAACCAGGUGCAACAAGGCUCACACCCAUGGCAGGUCUCCUUGAAAAGAAAUAACCACCAUUUCUGUGGAGGAACCCUGGUUUCUAGUCAGUGGGUGAUCACAGCAGCUCACUGUGUUUUAAGCAGGUACCUGCUCAGUUCCCUGACUGUCACUGCUGGAGAACAUGAUUUGAAUCUGAAAGAUGAGGAAGAACAGAGUCUGCAUGUAAAAUCCAUCAUCAAACAUCCAAAGUUUAACCCCAAAAAACCAAUGGAUUAUGACAUCGCUCUUCUGAAAAUGAAUGGCCACUUCAAAUAUGGUUCAGCAGUCUGGCCAGUAUGCCUUCCUGAUCCACAUGAGAAGUUUGAUCCAGGAUUUAUAUGCAUCACUUGUGGGUGGGGUCGUUUAAAAGAAAAUGGACUGCUCCCUGAAGUCCUGCAUGAAGUGGAGUUGCCCAUCUUAGACCAGAAUGAGUGUUCUAGAGUCCUGUCGACCUUAAAGAAACCUAUUCGAGGUGACACUGUCAUGUGUGCUGGGUUCCCAGACGGAGGAAAGGAUGCUUGCCAGGGAGAUUCUGGGGGCUCCCUUGUGUGCAGGCGUGAGCAUGGUUCUUGGACCCUGGUUGGGGUGACCUCAUGGGGCAUAGGAUGCGCUCGCAGCUGGAUGCACAACUUGAAAAAAAAGUAUGAAAGAAGAGGAACACCAGGGAUUUUUACAGAUCUUAUUAAGGUGCUCCCUUGGAUUCAACAACAUAUGGACACCGAUGUUAAAAUGAAAAGUUCUACAGCAUCCUGCAGUGUUCAGGAUGGAAAACUCCCUGACAAUGAAGGAAGGCUCCUUUUCCCUGGAUAUCCCACACAUUUUUAUCAGGCCAACCAGCUGUGUGUUUGGACCCUCCGUGUCCCCGAAGGAAUGCAUAUACUGCUGAAUUUUUCUCAUUUUGAUGUGGAGCCAGAUGCAUUCUGUGACUAUGAUGCCUUGUCCGUGAUUUCGACGAAUGACAGGCUCAUUGGGAAAUUCUGUGGGAUGGAUCCCCCAUUACCCAUUUUGGUUGGCUCCAACAGUGUGAGGCUAAAAUUUGUUUCUGAUAACAAGGAACAUGGAACAGGAUUUUCCAUGAUGUAUCAAGCUAUUAAGCCAGCUAGUCUUCUAGAUUCUGGCUGCAAUUCCUUGGCCGUCCUCUUUGAAGAAGGAACACUGCAAAGCAUGCACUAUCCUGAGGCAUACAGUAACCUGGCAGAUUGCCAAUGGAUUGUUCAUGCUCCAGAAAACUAUGUGGUCAAGCUUGCAUAUGAAUAUUUUGAACUGGAAGAAAAUGAGGGCUGUGCUUAUGAUUCGGUGACGGUCUAUGAAAAUGUAGCCAAGGAGAACGAAAUAGCUCGAUCGUGUGGCUUUGCUAUCCCAGCACCAGUUCUGAGUUCCUCUAGUUCCAUGCUAGUUGUAUUUCAUUCAGAUGAAACUGAGACCUUCGGUGGAUUCAAGGCCAGAUUUUCAUUCAUCCCUGUUUCAGAUUUAAACCUUUCGAAUUCAAGCAAUGAAGUGAUGGUUCCUGAAGAAAUAAGCAACCCUACAAAUGAAACUGACAUGCCUGCUGACACUUGUGGAGUAGCAUCAAAUCAGCCCAGGUUUCUCUUCACUCGAAUAGUUGGAGGCGAGGAAGCAGUACCACAUUCUUGGCCUUGGCAGGCCAGCAUACAAAUUUUGGGUGAGAACCUCUGUGGAGGUACAGUUCUUACAAGCACAUGGGUCAUCACUGCUGCUCACUGUUUUAAGGAAAAGGAACGAUACAAGGAUCUUUGGAGAGUAGUGGUUGGUGCCCAUGACAUACAAGACCAAGAACAAAACAGUCAGAAAAGAUCAGUGAAGCAGUACAUUCCACAUCCAGAUUUUAAUGCCACUACAACAGAUUCAGACAUUGCAUUGGUGCAACUGACAGAACCUUUAGAAUUCAAUCAUUAUGUUCGUCCUGUGUGUCUACCUAAGAGAAAUGAAACAGUUGAACCUUCAACAGUGUGUGUCAUUACUGGAUGGGGCAUUCAGUUUGAAGAUGGAGAAAAAUCUAGAAAACUCCAUCAGCUUGAAGUUCCUAUUUUAGUUUCUGAAGAAUGUCAGAAAUACUAUAAGAACCAUUCAGGUUCUCUGAAUGAACGGAUGUUCUGUGCCGGAUUCCCUGCUGAAGGAGGAAAGGAUGCAUGUACAGGUGAUUCAGGAGGUCCACUGGUUUGUCCUUCAGAAGACUCAAUCUACUACACUCUUAAUGGAAUAAUAAGCUGGGGCCUGGGCUGUGGACGAAAAGGCUACCCAGGAGUUUAUACAAAUGUUGCUUCUUUCAUUGACUGGAUUGGUCAGCACAUAUAUCGAAACAACUCGUCAAACAAGGCAUGAAGAUCAUGAAUCAUUUUAAGCUUUUGAAGCAACCACCAUAUGACAUGCUGAAAGACAUAGUACUGUAGUUCUAAAACAACAUUGCCCGGUUCAUGUAUAUGACUCCUAGCAACCUCGUAUCCAAAACUUCUGGAUUGCAUACAGUAUAUCAUAACCCAAAAGUAAAUCAACCCCACAACAAAAACUGCAGUGGUCAGACCAGCAAAUAAUAUCUGUAUAGCCUUGGACACCCACCCUUUUCAUUUAGAAAACCAGUAAGAGUAACACAAACUCAGAAGUAAAUCUCACUCAGGUCAAUGGGAUAAAAGUAUCCUCAGAACUGAAACCGUGGCUAUACUCUUCUUAAACCACUUAUUUCUAAGUAAAAAUAGGUCUGGUAGUAAGUUUAUACAAUGUUUCAAGUUAGCAUACUUCUAUUAUGUAAAAUUACAUAUAUAAUCUUCAAAUGCAUGAAUAUGCAUAUCUUUUUUUUCUUUAACUUACCAGUAAAAUCAAUUUCAGACAUUUAAAGGAAGCAAUGAGAGGAAGAACAUGUUUUUCAUUAUCCUUGCUCUAUGCUUUUGGGUCUUAUCUACAGAUAGCUGCACAACCCCGAUGGGGAGAUACUCUAUCUCUGUAUUUGGGGUAACCAUUCAUUAAUAAAGAUUCAAUUAUGUGCUUGUAAUUUAAAUUUGUGUAUAGUAUUUGUCAGACUGCAGGCCCCAUGAUCCCUUAACACUGAAUGUGGUGGCUAAUGAUUGGCAUUAGAGUCCAGCAAUGCCCACUGAUGAAGCCCCAGUGGCAUAAAUUUCAGUGGUGAAUUGCUGCCGGUUAAAAUAUCACCACUUGUUUAUAUUGUCUUUUGCCAAGUCAUGUGACUUCUGUGUGAUAAAUAAAACAAGCACUGAUGGCUAUACCCCACUGGAGUUUCAUCACUGGAAAUAAUGGACAAUAUUUGAGCCAUCUGUUUUUAAAAAUCAUGAUUGUUACAAUUCUUCUGACAAAUAAAAAUUUGAG
Pogona vitticeps (central bearded dragon) is the source of this 3576-nucleotide messenger RNA. The record is from RefSeq and is a predicted model, not a curated record. Lineage: Eukaryota; Metazoa; Chordata; Lepidosauria; Squamata; Agamidae.